This is a messenger RNA of Trichoderma virens Gv29-8, 426 nucleotides long. RefSeq lists its product as uncharacterized. Bases 1 to 426 code for a protein of 141 amino acids. Lineage: Eukaryota; Fungi; Ascomycota; Sordariomycetes; Hypocreales; Hypocreaceae. Gene Ontology annotation, biological process: polyketide metabolic process. The record is from RefSeq and is a predicted model, not a curated record. The transcript has a single exon.
AUGGCAGCCAACAAUGUAAAUUCAGUGUCUUUGACCAAGAUCGAACAGUACCGAGCGCUAUACGACACAUAUCUUCAGCACUGCAACUCACACAAUUUUGAAGCAAUGGAAUCAUUUUAUACGUCGCCUCUUAACGUCAAUGAUGAGCCUUGGGAUCCAAAGACAGUUACAGCGCAAUUCAAGCCGCUGGUGACUGCAUUUCCCGACUGGCACUGGGAGGUAAAGCAUCUCACCAUUGAAGGUGAUUACCUUGCUUUGCAUUUCAAGAUUACAGGCACACAUCAAGGCAGCUUCCAGGGAAUUGAAGCGACAGACCGUCAGAUUACGACGUCGCAAUUUACGUUGUAUCAUGUGGUGGACGGGAACAAAUUCAGUGAUGUGUGGGAUCUUGUCGAUAUAGAGUCUGUGGUGAAGCAGAUCUCAUAA